Molecule: messenger RNA, 2171 nt
Organism: Megachile rotundata (alfalfa leafcutting bee)
Lineage: Eukaryota; Metazoa; Arthropoda; Insecta; Hymenoptera; Megachilidae
Product: jerky protein homolog-like
Source: RefSeq, a predicted model, not a curated record
UCCGUACGUGGAAAAAGAGGAGUGCGGUGCAAGCAAUAUCUUCGGAUGACCAGUUAGGAACUUUUAUGGACACCGAACUGGUUACAGAUUUCAAAAGCACUUUAUUAAAAUUAAUGGAAGAUGAAAAUUUAACACCAUGCCAAGUAUUUAACGCAUCCGAGACGGAUCUAUAUUACAAAAUGAUGCCAAACGAGAUAUUAGUUCAUACAACCGAGCAUUCAAUGCCAGGCUAUAAAAAAAUUAAAGACCGAUUGACGGUAAUGGCAUGCGCCAAUGCCACAGGAUUAAAGAAAAUUCCGUUAUUGAUAGUCGGGCGGUUCGAAAAGCCACGAUCGAUCAAAAAUUUAGCGCCACAUCUUUUACCAGUAAAAUAUGCUAGCCAUCCAAAUGCCAUGUUAAGCGCGAAAAUUUUUGAGACCUGGUUUAAGGACGACUUUGUUCCACACGUUCUUGCAUUUUUAAGAUCUAGAGGGUUACCCGAGAAGGCCAUUUUAUUACUGGAUAAUAUCAAGCUACAUUUAUCAGCUAGUGUCUUAACUGUAGGAGGAAUAAGAGCAGUAUUUUUACCAACAAACAUCACGAAAUUGAUCCAGCCUAUGGACCAGGGUGUUAUCGAGGAAAUAAAGAACAGAUACAGGUCAAAACUGUUAACGUUUAUAAUGAACGUUCAAGGCAUCGGGCAAAGUUAUAACGAAGCAAUGAAAGGGUUCAAUGUAAAGCAUGCCAUUAACUUCGUUAGCGACGCUUGGGAAGAAGUAAUGCCAAAAACAAUUUGUACUUGUUGGAAAGAUUUGCUGAAUCUUCCUGUCGAGCCCAUCGACCAAUCAGAGAUAAUUACACCUGAAUACAUCCAUGAAGCGUCUAAAAAUAUUCCACAGUUUGAGAACAUAACGUUGGAAGAGGUUAACAAAUGGAUCAAAGUUGAUACAGAUAACAUAACCGAUGAAGAUAUCGUUCAAGCAGUACAAUGCACCGACAAUGUAAAAAUUGAACCGGAAACCAAUGACUUUGCGGACGCUGAAAUCGACCCAACCAAGGCACUGGAGGCUGCAGAUUGUUUGUUACUAUUUUUUGAAAAGACAGAAAUAUCAGUUUCUGAUAUAAAAGUUCUGAGAAGACUGAGACAACGGAUUGAAAAACUGAAAGAAAAUAGUUAAUUUAUUAUAAAAGAUAUAAUAUCAAGAAUAAGUAUAAAAAGUGGAUCAAAGAUAUCAUUUUUAUCAAAUAAUUUUUAUAUGUAUUAAUAUUUUAUCUUUUUAAGUUACAUUAUACAUUCACCACACUCGAUUUAUACAUAGACUAUCAUUAGCUGUGUAGGAAUCUUAUUUUGUGCAAUAUUUUUUUUCUACAGAGAAAUAUAUAUAUAUAUAUUUUUUAUAUAAAAUAAGUAAUUGGAUUUUCAAUUAUUUGACAUGAUCCAAUUUUAUUCGUACUAUUGACUGAGCAUUUUAAAGGGAUAUGAUCUUUCUUGUUAAGUCAUAUUCAUAAUUAAUUAAAUACAAUUUGUACAGCAAUAACAUGUACGCGCCACAACUUUGUAAAAAAAUUGUAAAUAAAAUAGUUAUUUUAAUUCAUCUCUUCAAAUUUCCUUAUUUAUGUAUUUAUAAAUUAUACGUUUAAUACAACUUUGUUAAACACUUAUAAAUAUAAAUGUUUUCUAAUUUAUUGACCACAUUUGAUUUUCAAAUUUUAUAUUUAUGCGCGCGCAUUUUUUAACACGACACCAUCGACGCACUUGGCGCCAUCUGGCGCUAGUGCGUAUAAGGAUAAUUUUUGAAAAUGCUACUGAUGAGACUUUCAAAAUAUUGAAAAAGUAUUUUAAAAGAAAGAGACUAGAGAUUACAGUGAUAUUGUCGAUGAUGUCGACAUCUUAGAUUGUAUUGCAUGAAUAACAAUCGAUCACAUACUUACAUGGUGGACAAAAUAUUGGAAAAUUUGGUUAUGUAGAAACAGAGAAGAUCGGAAAUCCGUAAAGUUGUAUAUGAAUUCAGCGUCAGAAAAGUCAUACGUUAUGUAGUACUGUUAUUUGAAAUGAUGAAAAUUGAUCGUAUGAUUCGUAGGGUUUCUCAUUGAAGGUAUAGCGUAAUAUACAAAUCGUUUUAAUAAUUGUAAUAAUAAUGUAUAAAGAAAUUAUGAAAUAAAGUUUGUCGAUACCUGACCUGUCAACAAUG